AUGGCAUUCCAAUCCCUUCUAUAUUUAUUCCAAGAAAGGACACUGAUUUUUUCCGUUUCCUCCUAUUAUCGAAGCAAUACCGAGUUGAGAUGUACUCCGUAAACUCAAAAUACGGAAAUGAAAAGGACUGGGCACUUUCAGCACAGAUCGUCUCCCUGGCGUUUUGCCAUUUAGAAGAUCACCGUUUUUUGAUCGGGCACUUCUCCGACUCAAGUCUUUUCCCAAAUCUUGAAACAGCAAUUAUUCAGUUGGGUGUUCGUGAAUGUCUUCUUCCCUGUUGGCUCUUAAAUAACGAGAACACGAAACAGGACAAACGCGCUGCGCUUCCGUUUUUGCAGUUGGUUCUGGAGCGUUCAAAUGUCUUGGUUACUGAGCUUGAUAAAGCUGAAUACUUCGUGGAUGACGUUUCCGAGGACUUAAGGGUGUUGCUUAAAAACGACGGCGCCUCGUCUUCCGAAUCAGAUUUCCUAAGCCUCUUCCGUGCAAGAUCCGAACUGUCUGAUGCCUUCCAGUGCUUAGGAGCCAUUUUAAAAUUCCUACGCCUCAAUUCAAAUGAGUCACUGGCGCAUAAUUUCACAAUAUCGCAGUUUUCAUUGGAAAACCACGUUCGAUUAGACAGUGCUGCGCUGAAUGCUCUUCACCUCUUGCCCUCCUCCGAUGCCGUAAACAAAUACCAGAGUGUCUAUGGUGUCCUCAAUCAUUGUCGCACUCCACAGGGCCAGCGACUUCUCGCCGAGUGGCUCAGGCAGCCCCUCACCGACAUUGCUCGCAUCAACGAGCGUCUCGACCUCGUGGAGGCCUUCGUAGAUGACAGCAGCCUGCGUCACACCUUCAACGAAACCUUUCUUCGACGAGACAUCUACCGGGUGUAUAGAGUUGUGUGUUCGUUGCCUGAGGCGAUCAGUCACCUGCGGCGCAACCAGGGUCCACACGCGGCCCUCCUGGAUCACUGCUUCGUCAGCGCCCUCCAAACUGCCGAGGCGAAUUUCAGCAAGUUCGUCGAGAUGAUCGAGUCCACGCUCGACCUGGAGGCGGCGGCCUCGCGAAACGAAUUCAUCAUCAGGCCGGAUUUCGAGCCGGAACUACAGGGUACCGUGCCGUUAAAAAAAAAAGAAAGACGACGCACGCACGCACACGCGGGGAAGACGAUCAAGCUGGAGUCGUCCGAUGGCAUGGGCUUCUACCUGCGUGUCACCCUCAAGAUGGAGAAACAGAUUCGCGGGAUCAGCUGGCUGAAGAAGAUCGAUAUGCAGAAGGGCGGUGUGCGUUGUCGAUCCGCGGAGUUGAGUCGUCUCAACGAGGAGCACACCAGCCUCAAAGAUCAAUACGCAAAGGCCCAGCGCUGCGUGGUCAACGAACUCCUCACCGUCGCCUGUGGAUACGCUGAACCGCUCUACACCCUCGGCGCCUGCACCGCCCGCCUCGACGUUGUUGUCAGCCUGGCCAUGGCUGCUGUCAGCGCGCCCCAGCAGUACGUGCGCCCGCGGUUCGCUCGGCAGGACCCGGCGUCGGCGGGCAUCCGACUGCGCGACUUCCGUCACCCGUGUCUCGAGAUGCAGGACGGCGUCUCUGUCAUUCCCAAUGACGUCGACCUACAGCGCGGUAAACAAAUUUUCAAGACCAUCACUGGACCAAACAUGGGCGGCAAAUCGACGUACAUCCGCGGUACGGGCGUUGUGUUGGCAAUGGCGCAGGCAGGCAGCUUUGUGCCGUGCUCGGAGGCCGACCUGGUGCCGGUGGACGCGAUUAUGGCGCGCGUCGGUGCCGCCGACUGCCAACUCCGCGGCAUCUCCACAUUCAUGGCCGAGAUGCUCGAGACGGUCGCUGUGCUCAAGCUUGCGACGCGCGACUCCCUGGUCAUCGUGGACGAGCUGGGUCGUGGCACCUCCACGUACGACGGUUUCGGCCUGGCGUGGGCCAUUUCCGCGCACCUCGCUGCCUCAGUGGGCUGCUUCACGCUCUUCGCAACCCACUUCCACGAGUUGACGUCGAUGGCUCUCAUCAUGCCCGGCCUCGUCGCCAACUACCGCGUCUCCGCGGAGGUGAUCUCUGAUGGUGACGAUGGUUGCCAGCCUGGAGCUGGCUCUGACGUCGUCAUGCUCUACAAAGUGGAACCUGGUAUUUGUGACCAGAGCUACGGACUGAAGGUGGCGCGUUCCAUCGGCCUGCCAGCGGACCUCGUGGACGAAGCAGAAGCCGCCUCGGCCCAGGAGGAGAAGCUGGAAUCGAUGUGGGUUCGACUGGAGGAGGCGGCGGCGGCAGCUGCGCAUCACGCCACCUCAACAUAUCCUCAGCAGCAGGUAGCAGUUGCGCGAUUGUCUGGCUUCGAUUUGGUGGUUUUUUGUGUGGUUGGCAUAGGUGUGUCUUUGUACGCCCACAACCACACACCAACACACUGA
This is a messenger RNA of Mesocestoides corti, 2399 nucleotides long. NCBI's taxonomy places the organism in Eukaryota, Metazoa, Platyhelminthes, Cestoda, Cyclophyllidea, Mesocestoididae. The record is from the annotation of a GenBank genome assembly.